AUGGGACGGUUCGGUGGAAGGAUGGGAGAGUUCUGGGAGAGCUACCACGGGCACUUCCUCGACAGGCUGCUCCUCCUCCUCCUCCUGUUGCUGGUGAGGCCGACCCUGACCUGCGGUGGCAGAUUGCGGAGCUGGAGAGCCGUUUCGAUCGGCACGAUGAGCUACUGGCAGCUGAGCUCCAUGGACUGCGCGUACGCAUCGACCAGCGCUAUGAUGAUCUCCGCAGUCAGCAGCUGCGUGUCGGAAGGAAAAAUCUCCCACUCUCCCUUCCCCUCCGAGAGUCCGAGUCCGAGUACAAGCCGCAUGAUCGACGCGCCCUUGUCGCGCGACCCCCGCUCGCUCGUGCGCCUCAUUAAAUCCGUCGUCGUCGUCGCCGCCGCCGCCGCCUCCUCCCCUUCCGCCCCUCACACGCUGCAGAAGCUCCACUCAUGUUCCGCUUGGCCUCUCUCGAUCGUUUCUAGUGCCCUCAUCUCCUCGUUCGCUACUUUCGGCUUCGUCCACCUCUCUCGCCAACUGUAUGAUGAAAUUCCCCAACCAGGCAUUGUCCCUCGGACAGCUAUGGCCAGGGCCUACAGUACCGACGGACAACCUGAAAAAACAUUGCUUAUAUUCCGAGCUUUGCUCGUGUCUGGCCUAUCCCCAGACCCUAUCGCUCUUGCAACUGCAAUAUCCGCAUGCCACCAAUCCGGAAUCUUAUCUGUGGCAAAGACGAUUCACGGGUACAUUAUCAGUAGUGGAAUUGUAGUCGAUCCAUUUGUCACCACUGAGUUGAUCAAGGUUUAUGGUUACCAUGGUAAGCUAGGUAUCUGCCAGCGUUUGUUCGAUGAAAUGCCUGUUAGAACUCUCGUAUCAUGGAACACCUUAUUGCAUCAAUAUGUGAAGCAUGGUGAUGUUGAUUCUGCAUGCAAAUUGUUUGCCGAGAUGGCUGAAAGGGACGUCGUUUCAUGGAACACGUUGAUAUCAGGAUUUUCUCAACUGGGUAGGAGUAGAGAGGCAUUGGCAUUCUUCCGUCAGAUGACAUUUUCUAGUGAGAAGGCCAACAGGCUCACCUUUUCAAUUAUUCUCUCGGCCUGCGCUAGCAUAGGUGCUCUUGAUACCGGUAUCUGGCUUCAUGCCUAUUUAGGAAGUAUCAUUUUUAACUCAGAUGGAUCUUUGGAUCAUUGCCUAAUUGAUAUGUAUGCCAAGUGUGGUAGCAUUGAAAAGGCUAUGCAAGUCUUUGAGAGCAAACCAGUUAGAAGAGAUUUGUACUCCUGGACUUCAGCAAUAUGUGGACUUGCAAUGCAUGGGAGAGCUGACCACGCCCUUCGCUUGUUUUCACAGAUGAUGCAAGUGGGGAUCAAACCUGAUGAUGUGACCCUGGUUGGUGUUCUCAAUGCUUGUGCUCACGGAGGAUUAGUAGAACUAGGAUUUAAGUUAUUUUCUUGUAUGGAGGGAAUCUAUGGCUUAGCACCCAAAAUCGAACAUUAUGGGUGUGUCAUUGAUCUUUUAGGCCGUGCGGGCAGGUUAAGAGAAGCUUAUGAUACUAUUUUGAAGAUGCCGAUGAAGCCUAAUACAGUUCUAUGGGGGAUUCUGUUAAGUAACUGCAAGGUUCACAACAAUGUGGAACUAGCUGAGAUUGCUGCAAUGAAUUUGAUUGAAUUGGAUCCAGAUGAUCCAUGGGCUAGAGUGAUGCUAUCAAACAUAUAUGCAGAAAUUGGUGAUUGGGGUGGUGUUAUGAGACUAAGGAAGGAGAUGAACUCUGUGGGCCUGAAGAAAACACCAGGUUGUAGCUCUAUUGAAAUUAGUGGAGAGAUUUAUGAGUUUCUUGUUGGUGAUAGUUUACAUCCUCAGAUUGAGGAGAUUCUUGAAAUAUUGGAAAUCAUUGAAGCUCACAUGCAAGUUCAUUGAUGCACAAAGCUGAUCGUGCCAGUUCUCUUAUUAAUAUAUACAUAUGACCUUGUUCAAUAACCAUCCUACUUGGAAGAACUUUCUAAGAACAAGGUCAGAAGCUACUCUUGAGCUUUUGAUGGAACAUAGCAAACAUCCAAUGAAAUCAUGGUAAGCUAGCUAGCUCAGAGAAAAUUGAGAAAGGUCCCUUGUCAAGCUACUAAAGCUAACUUGCCGCAUUACUCUACCAAGGUGCACAAAGGUACUUCAAAUUCCUUCAUGAAAGCCUGGAUCAAGGUAGGGGCACCUUAUUUUCCUAUAAUAAAAGCUGUAAAGGAUCACUUAUUGUCAAAAAUCUCCCUUGAUUUUAAGAUUUCAAGAAGUUCAAAUGAA
This is a messenger RNA of Zingiber officinale, 2259 nucleotides long. RefSeq names its product pentatricopeptide repeat-containing protein At5g08510-like. NCBI's taxonomy places the organism in Eukaryota, Viridiplantae, Streptophyta, Magnoliopsida, Zingiberales, Zingiberaceae. Gene Ontology annotation, biological process: RNA modification. Gene Ontology annotation, molecular function: RNA binding; protein binding. The transcript has 2 exons. The record is from RefSeq and is a predicted model, not a curated record. Bases 1 to 1887 code for a protein of 628 amino acids.